This is a messenger RNA of Gadus morhua (Atlantic cod), 2934 nucleotides long. It is a transcript of the gene afg1lb, whose product is annotated as AFG1 like ATPase b. Gene Ontology annotation, cellular component: cytoplasm; mitochondrion. NCBI's taxonomy places the organism in Eukaryota, Metazoa, Chordata, Actinopteri, Gadiformes, Gadidae. The record is from RefSeq and is a predicted model, not a curated record. The transcript is spliced from 8 exons. Gene Ontology annotation, molecular function: ATP binding; ATP hydrolysis activity. Bases 446 to 1381 code for a protein of 311 amino acids.
AUGCCGAAUACUAAAUACCGUUAAAUGCUCCCAUGUCCAAACGAUGUGGCAUGUCAUUAUUUGUAUUUUACAAUUCAUAGUAGUCUUUAAAGAUAAUACCUAUUGCUGUUAAAUAUUAUAAUAUACUAUAUUUAACUUGAUACAGCCUUGGCAUGGCGUCCAUGGCAAAUACUAAGACCGCAUUUUACAAUUAAUAAAUAGCCUAUCUUUAAAGAUAAUACACGUUGCUGUGUUGCGUUUACGGUGCCUAUAUUGCAUAUUUUUGCUAAGCGGACUAAAACUGGCAAAUUACACUUUGUAUGUCGCAUGGGCAUCAUAGACUAUAUUAGUUUUGAUUGUGUUACAAUUAAAGCGCAUCUAAAACUUUUAAUGAAUACAUUAAGAGUGUAACAACGUUUCUGUAUAUAAUCAAUAUAUUGAUAAAGUUGGAACAGCUUGAAUCAAGAUGGCGCACUACAGUUCUCUUUUAGCGUGUUCGUAUAGAACUACUAUAAAUGUACUCAGACACUCGGUUUUUGAUCGAAUUAUUAACUAUCAUUGCAUUAAGACUAUUCAAGGUUGCAUCCUUGAUACCGGAGGCACUUCAUUACAAUCAUCCUACUCCACCAGAUCUACAACUCCGGAUAUACAUGGCUUAAGUAAAACUGUUGCACAAUAUGACGACCUGACUCAACGUGGUACCCUGAGGGAGGAUGGUCAUCAAAGAGAUGUUCUCCAACAUCUGGCUCAACUGCAAGAAACCAUCAAGAGCUACAGCAAUGAAAUAUACUUGGAUGUACCAACACCAAAUGAAAACAAUUCCACUCAAUGUGAAGAAAAAGAUCAUGCCACCCCUGGAAAAAUGAAUGAAGAUCCUAUUUCCCUCAAAACGCAAGAAACUUCUCAACUAACUCCACCACCAAGGGGGCUUUACAUCCAUGGAGAUGUUGGCACUGGCAAGACUAUGCUGAUGGACAUGUUCUACUCCCACGUAGAGAACAGCCGCAAAAAGCGAGUGCACUUCAACUCCUUCAUGUUGGACAUUCACAGAAGGAUACAUCGGUGGAAACAAAGCCUGCCAAAACGAGGGCGAGGGAAAAUGUUCACCUACGACCCCAUAUCGCCGGUUGCUAUGGAUAUCAGCAAUGAAACCUGCCUCCUGUGUUUUGAUGAGUUUCAGGUGACGGACAUCGCUGAUGCCAUGAUCCUGAAGCAGCUGUUUGAGACCCUAUUCCGGAAAGGGGUGGUGGUGGUGGCCACGUCAAACAGACCCCCAAAUGAUCUGUACAAAAACGGACUUCAGAGGGACACCUUCCUGCCUUUCAUCGGCGUGCUGGAGGGUUUGAUGUGUUCCUGUUUUCCUGGUCGGAUGCCGCACACGAUGUCACAAAGCUGUCUUUGAUCAUACUGCAUGCGGGAGAGGGAGAGAGGUAGAGAGAGCAUAGGUUACACCAGUGAAAGAUGGGCAGGCGAGCUGAGCAACUGAGCCAAGGCACUUGCAUUUCAAAAGUGGCGUGUGUGUGUGUGUUUAUCGGAGGGAGGGGGUCCUGAGGCUUGCGAAGCUGGCAAAUACACUACUUUGCAAUUUAAUUGCAUUAUUGUAAGCAGGUAGGACCAUUAUCCUGCCCGCAUCCCAGAUGAUCAUUGAUGUGUGUGGAGUGAUCGCCAUGAUGCAUAAUGGAGGCUUAAUUUGGGUUUGUCAUGCAUUUUGCAGGAGACUAGGCGAGCAUUCUUGGGCUUUUAUAGCUAUUUAAAUAUCAAAACGAUGAGGCGUUAUCAAACUGUGGCAUAUUAGUCCUAUUAAUGAGUAAUAAAAAAAAGAGCCAUUUAAUGCUUAUUAGUAAAUAAUACACAUACACACACACACACACACACACACACACACACACACACACACACACACACACACACACACACAGUAGUCACCCAUCAUGUCAUCACCCUGCAACAAUGAUGUGAUUAGUCCUAGCUAUUAUUGGACCUAUUUUAGCUAUUUACAGAUUAAAAGUAUGCCAGGAUCAUUUUAGGUCAUUUGAAGUGGCAGCCUUGAAGCCUUUUCAUGCAAGUAACAGUCAGUCAGGACUGUUUAGAAAUGACGACAUAUAGCCAAAGGUGUUUGAUUGCCGUUCAAGUUUCAAUUAACAUGGAAUUGUAUCUUUAGAGAAGGAGUAAAUUAAUAGGUUAACUUUAUUAAUUAGGUUUAUUAUCCAGUAAUAGCUUCUCCUGUCUGAAAUCGGUUUUCUAAAGAGGGGUCUCAGUGGGGAAUCUGCCUCCAGACCCCAUCGCUAGAACUGUAUUCAACAAAUAAAACAAUCCCAUAACCACACAGAUUACCAGGCAGUAAGCACAGUGGACGUCCCCGCGGGGAAUUUAAAGUCACUCCCUUGUUACCACCAACCUUCUUUAAUCCCCCCACCUCAUCAGGGUCCUGAAUGCCCCUUGUCCCCCUCUCUGCCCCACACUGCCUCCUCUCAUUCAGGGCCCAUGUUCUCCUUUGUGAGGCCAUCUGGUUGCGGUCUUUCUGGGGGUGCGGCGGGCCUCUGUGUGGUGGCCCUCCGUCCUGCGGCGUUGGGGGCUGGACGGUUGGUGGGGACGGAGACGGGUCACCCCAUUAACUACCUGACCCAGAACAGAUUGAAUUAAACCUGGCAAAGGGACCCCCGGCCCUACUCCCUCUAAGGUCCAGGCCUCCUCUUGGUGUGCGUGUGUGUGUGUGUGCGCGUGUGUGUGUGUGUGUGUGUGUGUGUGUGUCAGUCUGUAUGUUGGGAUGGGAAUGAAAAAAAAGAAAGAGAGCACAGGCCCUGACCUCUCCUCCCACCAUCACCUGGGUGGUGGGAGGAGGCUAAUCCCCGUCCUGGGGGCGGAUGUCUUCAUGGAUCUAUUGACUUCUGAUUAGACAGGAACUCUUUGCUCAUGAUGCCACUCCCUCCCCCCAUUCCCUACGUAACAACCCCA